AUGGAGGACACUGAGAAUGCUGUGUCAGUAUUGGUAAGAGAUAGAAACAUAGGUAGUAGAAAACGACAAAGUAAGGAAAGCAGAAGUUCUUUGAGGAAAAAGAAGCAAUGGAAAAGGAGGGCAAGUUUUCAGAGAUAUGACUGCAGGAAAGAGCUAAACGUGGAGGAAAAGGAAACUACGCCUGCAACAGAAGAGGUGGAAACAAAUGUAAAAGAAGUUUUAUCAGCUGAAACACACACCAAGAUGGAGAUGAAUGAUCAAUUUGUCAUGUUGUUGGAUUACAUGCAAGGGGUGAAGCAAGAACAAAGAAAUAUGAAUGAAGAACUGAAAGAAGAGCAAAAAAGAAUGGGAACAAAAAUAGAAGAAAAAGUAGAAGAACAAGAUAGAAAAAUGGAUCAAAAAUUCAUAAAAUUGACCAAUAAAUUGGAAGAACAAGCACAAGAAGUAGAGGAAAUAAAAAAAAAUCAAAACAAAAUGAAGACGAUAAUAAUGUAA
Molecule: messenger RNA, 495 nt
Organism: Psylliodes chrysocephalus
Lineage: Eukaryota; Metazoa; Arthropoda; Insecta; Coleoptera; Chrysomelidae
Source: the annotation of a GenBank genome assembly